CUCCUCCACCUCCUCCACCUCCUCCACCUCCUCCUCCACCUCCUCCACCUCCUCCUCCACCUCCUCGCGAUGUCUUCUACACCUCGUCGACACCUCAUCCUCCUCCACCUCCUCCACCUCCUCCUACUACUCUCAGUGGCGUCCAUGGAUCCAGUUCCCUUUGAGAACGUGACAACCGCCUCCUCCUACAACAACACCACCGUCACCAUGACACCCGGAGCCAGCACAAUUCCCUUCGAGAACGUGACAACCGCCUCCUCCUACAACAACACCACCGUCACCAUGACACCCGGAGCCAGCACAACGCCCCCUCCCCCAGGCCGAGUGAACUCCUUUGACGCUGCCAGCUUCAUCGGCGGCGUGGUCCUCUCACUGGCCCUGGUGGCCAUUGUGUUCAUCACGUGUCGUGUGGUGAACACUCACUCACCCAGCUACGACUCACUAACCUGACCGUUACCACCAACAUCACCCACCAUCACCAGGACCCGCCGCUAGGCCUGGGCCUAGCUGUAGGCCCACGCUUAGCAUUAGGUCUAAACUUGGUUUAGGUCUGGACCUAGGUUUUAGGCCUGAACCUAGGGUAAGGCCUGAACCGAGGGUUAGGCUUGGGCCUAGGGUAAGGCCUGGGACCUCGGGUUAGGCUUGGGCCUAGGGUUAGGCUUGAGCCUAGGUUUAAGCCUGAAACUAGGGUAGGGCCUGGGCCUAGGGCAAGGCCUGAACCGAGGGUUAGGCUUGGGCCUAGGGUAAGGCCUGAACCUAGGGUUAGGCUUGGGCCUAGGGUUAGGCCUGGGCAGGGGGUAAGGCCUGGACCUAGGGUAAGGCCUGAACCUAGGGUUAGGCCUGAACCUAGGGUAAGGCCUGAACCUAGGGUAAGGCCUGAACCUAGGGUUAGGCCUGGACCUAGGGUUAGGGUUGGGCCUAGGGUAAGGCUUUGGGCCUAGGGUAAGGGUUGGGCCUAGGGUAAGGCCUGAACCUAGGGUAAGGCUUGGGCCUAGGGUAAGGCCUGGGCCUAGGGUAAGGCCUGAACCUAGGGUAAGGCUUGGGCCUAGGGUAAGGCUUGGGCCUAGGGUAAGGCCUGAACCUAGGGUAAGGCUUGGGCCUAGGGUAAGGCUUGGGCCUAGGAUAGGGUUGGGCCUAGGGUAAGGCCUGAACCUAGGGUAAGGCUUGGGCCUAGGGUAAGGCUUGGACUUAGGGUAAGGCUUGGGCCUAGGGUAAGGGUUGGGCCUAGGGCCAAAGUCUCAUCCUAACCAUAGGCCCAGGAUUAUGGAAAUUCCCCCUGGCUAAGUGCAAAUGCUGAAUGUUUAAACUCGCCACUGAUGUUGACCGUGAGCGGGAAUCGAACUCAGGUCGCGGCGUUCGUGGUGCAGCGCUGCGCUGACCACUGUGCCACUACUCCCCCUCUCCACACACACACACAGAGACUCGGAU
Messenger RNA from Petromyzon marinus (sea lamprey), 1428 nucleotides. NCBI's taxonomy places the organism in Eukaryota, Metazoa, Chordata, Hyperoartia, Petromyzontiformes, Petromyzontidae. The record is from RefSeq and is a predicted model, not a curated record.